AUGGCAAAUCAGGACGAACAUAAUGAAACUAGGAAUAUGAAUGCAUUUUAUGCAUCUCUUGAAUCAUCAGAGAGAACUUCUCCAUCACAUCUAGUACCUUUUAGGCCUAGUGAAAAUAUCAAGAAAGCAAUUCAAAGUCUCCAAGAUUUAUUCUCUAAAGAUUUCUCUCUUUUGUUACACCCAGGGCGUUCUAUAGAGAUAAAAGAUAUACUCAAAUACCUCCUCACAUUCCUACAAAGUGAAUAA
Messenger RNA from Lathyrus sativus (Indian pea), 246 nucleotides. The record is from the annotation of a GenBank genome assembly. Lineage: Eukaryota; Viridiplantae; Streptophyta; Magnoliopsida; Fabales; Fabaceae.